Microplitis mediator is the source of this 849-nucleotide messenger RNA. RefSeq lists its product as uncharacterized. The record is from RefSeq and is a predicted model, not a curated record. Lineage: Eukaryota; Metazoa; Arthropoda; Insecta; Hymenoptera; Braconidae. The transcript has a single exon. The coding region runs from base 1 to 849 and encodes 282 amino acids.
AUGAGAAGAGUAAAAUUAAAGGAUUUACCACCGAACAGCUACAUGUUGCCUCAUCAUGGGGUUCUUAAAGAACAGAGCACUACCACCAAGCUCAGGGUGGUAUUCAAUGGGUCAUGGAAAACAACAUCUGGCGUAUCAAUCAACGAGAUACUUCAUGUGGGCCCCAAGAUCCAAGUUGACAUCAGUGAUGUACUGAUUCGCAUUCACUGUCAUCGCUAUCUAUUCGCUACUGACGUAACUAAAAUGUUUCGUCAGAUUGCAGUUGACAAGGAAAAUCAUCAUCUACAGUGCAUACUCUGGUUUGACAAAGAUGACAUCCCAACAGUUUUUGCACUCGCUACGGUUACUUAUGGAACAACAUCAGCUCCAUAUCUCGCUGGGAGAGCACUUUUACAACUCGCUGAAGAUGAAGGAAAUAAAUUCCCGAAAGCUGUUGAACCGCUAACAAAGACACGCUACGUUGAUGACAUCUAUGGAGGCGCAGAUGAACUCGCUGAGGCAAUUCAAGUUGCUCUCGAAACUAAAAACAUGUGUGCCGCAGGAUGCUUUCCGCUUGCAGAAUGGGCAAGUAAUUCAACGGAAUUACUUUCCCAAGUCGCUCCAGUUGAAACCCAAGAAGAUACACCACGAGAACUUGGGGAUACCACAGUAAAAGUGCUCGGAUUAACCUGGAAUUCUACACAGGAUACAUUCCAGUUUGGCUAUUCGCUACCAGAAGCAUCUCCAACUACUAAACGCACAAUUUUAUCUGAAAUUGCUCGCUUGUUUGACCCAAUUGGGUUUUUGGCACCGAUCAUUGUGAGAGCCAAAAUGUUCAUGCAGAAGUUAUGGCUGCAGAACUUCGACUGA